Molecule: messenger RNA, 3618 nt
Organism: Bubalus bubalis (water buffalo)
Lineage: Eukaryota; Metazoa; Chordata; Mammalia; Artiodactyla; Bovidae
Gene: GALNT15
Product: polypeptide N-acetylgalactosaminyltransferase 15
Cellular component (GO): Golgi apparatus
Source: RefSeq, a predicted model, not a curated record
CCCGAGAACAGUGAGGGCUUUAGGACCAGGAGCCGGGCGCCCGCCCGCCCGCCCGCCGGGCCCGCAGCGUCUUGGCCGAGCGCUGAGCGGUGUGUGAAAGCAAAUUAGCCUGCUCCGGCUUCACAUCUGUGGAUCCGACCUGACCUGAAGGGUCCAAGGAGGACGGGGGUCAGCUCCGCCGGACUGAGACCUCCCGGCUUCCCCCACCCCCCAGCAGACACCCCACAGCAACUGACCCUUCAUGCAAGCGGCGGGGGGCUGGGAGCGAAACACGUGGGACUCGCCCCCUGAGCAGAAAGAAAAUUAUUCUUUCUCCCAAAGAGGAAAAGGGCAUCAGGGUUCGAUCUGAAGUUCCCCCCUCCCCGGCCCCCCGUGGAUGGGCUUUCGGAAGGCAAUUAAAGACAUCCGCUCAGAGAGGACCUGGGCUGGGACCUGGGUCGGUGGUUUUCUGAUUGUCAGUGGCAGCCGGUCUUACACACGCUGCUGGCAAGUGUCAGCUGCGGGAAAAAAAGGACCAGGUUAAGUGAGCUGGCAAAAGAGAAAAAAAAAAAAGCUUCCAAGUGGACCCAGGAAGCCAGGUUGCGCUGCCAGCGUGGAGGACCCCGGAGCGGGAGGAGACAGUGAAGUGGAGCAUGACCUGUUGCGUUUGGCGGCUCCCCGCAGCAUGCUUGUGAGGAAGCGGCGCAGACACGGGCCCUGCCGGCGCCAGGCGCUGCUCGCCCUCUUGGCGCUGGGGUGCGUGCUGCUGAUGCUGGGGGCCCUGCACCCGCCCCCGCACGCCCUGCCCCGGGCGCCCCCAGCCCCGCAGGCGGCCGGGCGCAGCCCCCAGGCCGGCUACCGCCUGGACUUUGGGGACCCCCAGGAGUGGCUACUGGAGUCCGAGGAGGAGGACCAGGAGUACGGCCGCCUGCCGCCCCUCGUCUCCCUGAGGGAGGACCAGCUCCUGGUGGCCGUGGCCUCGCCCAGGGCCGGAAGGAACCGGAGCCGGGGUGGGCGAGGCGGCGGCUACCGGCUCAUCCCGCGGCCGCAAAAGCAGCAGAACCCGGCGGCCCCGGAGAGGGACUGGGCGGCCGAGGAGGAGGAUGGGGAGGACGGAGAGGCGUCCGAAGAAGGGGAGCGGACCGCGCUCAGCCGAGAGGAGGCGCCCAGUGCCCGCAGCCCCCCGCACAGCGGGGGCUCGCGGCAUCCGCUGUGCCUGCAGCAGCCGCCGCCCGCGGACAGCCUGCCCACUGCCAGCGUCGUCCUCUGCUUCCACGACGAGGCCUGGGCCACCCUCCUGAGGACCGUGCACAGCAUCCUGGACACGGCGCCCAGGGCCUUCCUGAAGGAAAUCGUCCUGGUGGACGACCUCAGCCAGCAAGGACAACUCAAGAUGGCUCUCAGCGAGCACGUGGCCCAGUUGGAGGGCGUGAAGUUGCUCAGGAGCAACAGGAGGCUGGGUGCCAGUGGGGCCCGGAUGCUGGGGGCUGCCAGGGCCACGGGGGACGUGCUGGUCUUCAUGGACGCCCACUGCGAGUGCCAGCCGGGCUGGCUGGAGCCCCUCCUGGCCAGAAUAGCUGGUGACAGGAGCAGGGUGGUGUCUCCAGUCCUAGACGUGAUUGACUGGAAGACUUUGCAGUAUUACCCCUCCGCGGACCAGCAGCGAGGAGUAUUGGACUGGAAGCUGGAUUUCCACUGGGAGCCUUUGCCGGAGCGCGAGAGGAGGGCCCUCGCCUCCCCUGUCAGUCCCAUCAGAAGCCCCGUGGUGCCUGGCGGGGUGGUGGCCGUGGACCGACAUUACUUCCAAAACACCGGAGCGUACGACCCUCUCCUGUCACUGCAGGGAGGCGGAAACCUCGAGCUGUCUCUCAAGACCUGGCUCUGUGGGGGCUCCGUGGAAAUCCUGCCCUGCUCCCGGGUGGGGCACCUCUACCAGAAUGAAGAUGCCCACUCCCAGCUUGAGCGGGAGGCCGCCCUGCAGAACAAGGUCCGCAUCGCUGAGACCUGGCUGGACUCCUUCAAAGAAACCUUCUACAAGCACAGUCCAGAGGCCUUGUCCCUGAGCAAGCGCCUGGAGCACACGGGCCGGAGCGCCAUCCGCUACAGCGGCCCAGGGCACCUGUGCUUUGACGUCAGGCGAGAGCAGGUGAUUCUCCAGAACUGCACCGAGGGGGGCCCUGCCAUCCACCAGCAGCACUGGGACCACCAGGAGAAUGGAAUGAUUGUUCACAUUCUUUCUGGGAAAUGCAUGGAAGCUGUGGUGCAGGAAAACAAUAAAGAUCUGUACUUGCGUGAGUGUGAUGGAAAAGCCAGCCAGCUGUGGCGAUUUGACAACGUCAGCACCGUGGAUGAACGGUGAACUCCACCCUCAAAAGGAACACAGAAGUGUGGCCAUCUCAGCCCAGCCCAAGGGAACUGCAGCGGCAUGUGCCGUCCAUGAAGCGGGUCCUUUACAUGUGUGCAGUGGCAAGAGCAGAGACGCAAGCUCCAUGAGUGAAUACGGAAAGUCUUUUCUUCCCGCCCUUUAUUUCACAGGCCACUGUCUCUUUUAGACAAAAAAUAUGGACCCAUUGUCUCCUUGUCUUCAUCACUGGUAGAUGAUCAUGGCAUGGUACAGAAGAUUCUUGGUUUUUUCCCCGCACUGAGCAGUGUACAAUUCCUUUUAUCUCUGACUAAGGAAAGAAGGGGCUUCUCUGGUGGCUCAGCAGUAAAGGAUCCACCUGCCAAUGCAGGAGAAGUAGGUUCCAUCCCUGGGUUGGGAAGAGCCCCUGGAGAACGAAGUAGCAAUCCACUCCAGUAUUCUUGCCUGGAAAAUUCCACAGACAGGGGAGCCUGGCAGGCUGGAGUCCAUGAGGUCAGAAAGAGUUGGACACGACUGAGCAACUGAACAGCAGCAACAGAGGAAAGAGGCCUGGCAACACCUUCAGGACGCAACAUUCCUACUGAUCAGUUUAUUCUAAACUGCCUUACCCUGGACUGUCUGUGUUGACAACCAUAAAAAUUAAAGUGUGAAGAAGGUGCAAAGUUCUGACAUCCAAAAACUUGAGAAUAAGUUUAUGAAGACAAAUUUCAUGUUCAUUGGUUGAACCAUAGCUCAGAUGAAGGAAGCAAGCUACGCAGAGAAAACAGGAUUACAGAGACUUUUGCCCACUUUUCAGCUCAGCCUAGCAGCUGCAGAGAGUCAGUAGACCUGGAGUAAGAUGUCUUCAUGUUAAUGAGAAUUUUCUCGGGACUUUCUACCUCCAUUCACCCUUGCCCUCACUGUUCUCUAGCUUGAUUAACUAUAAUCAGAUUCUCAUGCAAUACGCUUCUCUAUAGUCAUUGGUGUUGGGUCAGCUUAGACUGAACGCUCCCACUAAAAGGAAGUGUGUGCAGUUGAGAAACUCCUGAUGUCCUGUUACCAAGUUUGCAUUGACUGGAUCAGAACAAGCAACUUUUGCAAAGAGGCAAAUCUCCCUGGGAGGGAACUGCCAGCAUCUGAGUCAAAAUUCCUUUGAGAGGAACUAGAGUGGGGUGUUGGUGUCCAUGAGGUUGAAAGGGCUGGGUCUGAGCCCCCAGGAAAUGUCUGGUUACCCUUAAAGAGGCCCACGUCUGAACAUUCAGCCAUAGGAAGAGGCCCACGUCUGAACAUUCAGCCAU